Molecule: messenger RNA, 342 nt
Organism: Durusdinium trenchii
Lineage: Eukaryota; Dinophyceae; Suessiales; Symbiodiniaceae
Source: the annotation of a GenBank genome assembly
AUGGCAGCAACAACAGGCUCUCUGAAGUCUUUCGCUCCUGGUGAAGCCGGCAAUGAAGGUGGUGAUCAACUGAGGUAUGUGUUGAAGGAAGGGCAGGACAUCAGCGGUGCUUACUACCUAGUGGAAAUGGCCACUGAUGGGCGAAAUUUGGCUAUCACUGCGUACGAUGACAAACAGAAGGCAACCUUAGAGUUGCUUGUGAAUGAAGCAAACCACCGCAAGCUUUUUCGAGAUCACAAGGGAGACUAUAGGGCUAUUGCUGCCAAGCUUUGUCUAGAUGGUGAACGGCUCUAUGUCAACCAUGAAGGAAUGGCUCCUGAAGCGAAGACUCAAGGCACGUGA